AUGAGCCACACGCCGCUCCCGUCGAGCGAGGUCGCCGCCUCGAACCAGGACCCAGUCGUCGUCGUGACUGAUGAGCAAAGCACUGGUGUCCCGUCGUCUAGCCCCGAGCCCGUCGGCGCUGCUGCCCCGCUGUCCUCCUCCUCGCAGCCUGGUCGAGGUCUUCCCGACGAGAUCAUCGACCUCAUCCUCGCCCAAGACGUCCUCGACCCCGCCGACCACGGCCGCUGCACCCUCGUCUCGCGCUCGUUCGGCAAGGUCGCGCACGACAAGCUCUACGACAAGGCGACUGUCGUCGUCACGGACGCCGUCGCUGCCCCUUCCCCGAUCCUGGGCCAGGUCAGCACUACCACCCUCGACGAGUGGCGCCGACUUGCGCGACCAAACGUGCGCGGGAGCGUGCGCGCCCUGUGCGUCGCAUUCAUGGACGACGACGAGCUUUGGCACGCAGAAGACGAGCCUCGGGAGCCGACGGGCAUCGUGCUCGACCGCGCCGCGCUCGCAGAAGUCGUCGCCGAGCUGCCCCUCCUGCAAGACGUCGAGCUCAUCUGGGCGCCAAGCGUCCACCCGACGGUCGUCCUCGAUCUCGGCGACCUCAAGAAUGUGCGCAGCCUCUCGAUGAACCGGUCUCAGCACGCCGUCGUCGCCGCGGCGCCCAACCUCGUCCGGCUCGCCAUCCCUCUCUACCUCGAGAUGUUCACGCCCACGACGCCGCCGCCUCGCCACCUGCGCAAGCUCUGCAUCACGUCCAUCGACUCGCGCCUCAUCCUCAGGGAGCUCGUCGGCCGCCUCGAGUGGCUCGCGCCGCCGUCGCUCGAGGUUCUCGAGAUGCCCCUCGCGUCGACCUCGGCCGCCCUGCUCCUCCCUUUCCUCGAGCGUCACGUCACGCGCGCGCACGCCCUGCGCGAGGUCAAGCUCGACGGCGAGCGCGCCCCGCAGUGGGCGCCGGCCGACCGGGCGGCGCUGGGCAAGCUGGGGCAGGAGAACGGCUUUCGAGUUUCGGGUCCAGGUCUCUAG
Messenger RNA from Rhodotorula graminis WP1, 1014 nucleotides. RefSeq lists its product as uncharacterized. The record is from RefSeq and is a predicted model, not a curated record. Bases 1 to 1014 code for a protein of 337 amino acids. The transcript is spliced from 3 exons. Lineage: Eukaryota; Fungi; Basidiomycota; Microbotryomycetes; Sporidiobolales; Sporidiobolaceae.